AGUAACAACACUAACAGCUCUGUCUCUAUCCAAGCCUUUAUCCGGCAGCCGGCGAAGAAAUCCAGCUCGCGUCGAUCUGUGAAAAACUGAGGUGAAUGGAGUUUGUAAUGUCUGAUUCUUAUUCAUCAAUUUUCCUUGUUCAUUAGAGUACCACCUAUGUAAGUCAGUGCGAUAGUUUCGUGGCAUGGACCACAUGAAGUUAGUCUCUACUAGAGUGAUCAUGUGGGUCAUCUCUACGCAGCGUGUUUGGCUUGCUGAGGUGCUCAGAUCAAGAAACGGAAGAAUCGGUCCACCAAACCAAAUUCGUCCCUCUCUUGUUUGCAUGUUUUGUCAAGCUAAUUGUAAUUGAUUAUUGUCGUUGCCAGUUCAUCUCUUCGGCGAUAUCUAGUUUAGCAUGACGUAGAGCAAUUCUUCAGGUAUAACAGACUUUUAAUGACGUAAAUUUGAAUUUAAUUCACUGAAAAAUUGGUUGUACAAGAAUGAAAAUUAUAUUUCUUAAGUGCUUAACUCGGCGAAAAUUUGUUCUGGUUCCCGCUUGAAGCAAUCAAGAGUAAUUUACGAUAUUUUAUUAUGUUGUAUAACGAUUUCGAAUACCCAUUAUUUGAAAUACAAAGCUGUAUGGAAAUCUGGCGUGAAAACGGUAAAGGGUGCGAUCUUACUUAAUGAGAGACAGAGACGUCAACACAAAAGAAAAUCAUUUAACUAAUUGUCUCUGAAUGGAACCAUUAACUUGAUUUGGACAAUUGUUUUACUUUAAAUCACGUCUCUUAAGUCUUAAGAAGUCGUUUCGCUCUUCAGUUUCAACCUUUUGGUGAAAUUGCCCCCUUGUGGAUUCCAGAGUAAGAAGGUUUCUAUUGAAAUGCAGCCUAAGAACGCUUUCUUUCAUAUAGCUUAGAAACGUGUAUUCGUUUGAGAACGUUUUAUGUUGGUUACGGUAGCGACAGAGGAAUGUAGCGAAUUAUUUGUGAUUACACAUUGUUGAGCUAAAUUAUUUUCAAUUGCAGAUUUUUCUUUCAGUGUUCAAGACAUGUCAAGCGAACCUCAAACACCGAAGGUGACUGUCACUGAUGAAAGUGAAGAUGUCACCGAAACUGAUCGCUCUCCAGCGGAGAACGCGUUUUAUGAGUCGUUUCUUAUUCAGUCGCGCUCAGCGAUUGAAAGUUUGUACGCCUCGAACAUUUACCAUAGUCAACGGCACGCUAAGCAGGUUAAAGAUCUCGAGAGACAAAAACAUUAUAGCAUGUCUGAAAUGAGCAACAAGCAGAAGGAAAUGGUUAAGAAGAUGGCUCAGCUUCAGGAAAAACAGGAGAAGAUACAGAUAGAGAAAAGAAAACAGAACAUGAAACAUUUAUCAACAAACGGUGAACAUCGUAUGAGGCCGCAUUCGACAUCAUCGUUAUCCGAUCGUAAGUCAGAUCGGAAGGCAAUGCUCAAACACCGACCACGAUCGGGAUCGAUGCCGUUUCUCGAGCCUCUUGAUCCAAGUCUCGUCAACCGAAGUUUGUCGAAGUCUACCGAAAAUCUAUGCUCAGAAUCAUCACUACUAAGCGCAAGUCUUCCGUCAAAUGCGCUUCUAUCGCGAUCUUGUGAAGAUUUAUCAAAUCUUGGCAGAAAGAAUGGAAAAAUCAUACUACCAGCCUUAUCGAAGCUUCCGAGGGCGAAAUCAACCGGAGACUCCACGGAAGAUUCCGACUCAACCUUCAUAACCCGAAUGCCAUCUUCACCUCCGACGAAAGCUAAACUUAACCUCAAGUUAACACCUUCCGGCUUCAAACCCGAGCAUCGCCGGGGAUCGCUCGAUCCUUCUGUUAUGAGAGACUUGGACAGACGACGAGGGAUGAAAACAGACAGUCCUCCGGCCAGUCCAAAGAGUACACAAACGAAAUGGGUUCCUAAAUCUUAUGGUAUGUCUCAGGGGAGAGGUCUCCCUCCUGUGUGAUACCUUGACGCGCAGAUGUCAUUGAAAUGUUGAAAGGACUCACGAAAGGUGAUUUUCGACUGAAUUUAGCAAAAUUUUAUCGUAGUUCUCUAAUGUAAGGAAUUGUUCGCGAUCAUUUCCUCCCAUGAAAACUGUCUAGUGAGAUUAGGUUAGGCCGGUGCGCACGGCGAACCAAAAUGUUUCUUGUUGAAAUGACAGGAGUAGGUAGGCUAUACUACCACUCAUAAAUUUGUUUGACCAAACGAGGGACUAAUGUCUGGCAUUAUAUUACUUAACGAGACAGCAGAGUGUGCAGUUUUUCUCAGUGACAAGCUUUCCCAGGCAAGUUAUUUAUAUUGGAAGCUGACACGUGCACUCCACUCUUACUUCCGCGCAUGUCUCCUUUUUAGGCCGGUGCACCUACUCUCGUUCCCAGUCCUGGACAGUCUACUGUGCAAUGUUCUAUUCUCAUGGCUGGAGAAAUAGAAAGCGAACAAGGAAUCUUUCGAGCAAAUGAAAAGUAAACAUUUGCAAGUCUUUUUACAACUAUCUAAAAUUGCACACACACACACAUACACAGACUUCUUGCAACCUUUACCCGCUAGAAACUAAAGAGCAUGUUACAGCAUACAAGUAGGCUUAAGUUAGUAUCUGCAUCAGGACGCAUUAAUUACCUGGCCCUUAUCAUGACUUAUGAGAUAAUUCAAAGAGGUGUUAACCUAGAAAACGCCCAUAGAUGCCAUGUUUCGUUGAUUUUUCUCUCUGCUUUUGAAACUUGGAAAUGAAAUUAAAGCAUAGCCGUUGUACUAGGUUAUAAAAUAACUGAGACACCGCCGGCACUCUGAUUGGUCAAAAAUAGAUAUUGUAUUUUACAAUAAAAAAAUCAAAC
Molecule: messenger RNA, 2807 nt
Organism: Pocillopora meandrina
Lineage: Eukaryota; Metazoa; Cnidaria; Anthozoa; Scleractinia; Pocilloporidae
Source: the annotation of a GenBank genome assembly